Molecule: messenger RNA, 1326 nt
Organism: Salarias fasciatus (jewelled blenny)
Lineage: Eukaryota; Metazoa; Chordata; Actinopteri; Blenniiformes; Blenniidae
Gene: mtif3
Product: mitochondrial translational initiation factor 3
Exons: 4
Coding region: 241-1086 (281 amino acids)
Biological process (GO): mitochondrial translational initiation; ribosome disassembly
Cellular component (GO): mitochondrion
Molecular function (GO): translation initiation factor activity; ribosome binding
Source: RefSeq, a predicted model, not a curated record
GGCAGCUGCAGACUCCCCCAACAGGUCCCGUGAAGGGGUUCAGCUGUUUCCAUCACAUUCAGACUGCUUUGUGCAUUGAAAACAUAAAUCAGUAGAAACAUUUAGUUAUACGUUAGCUUUUAUAAUCAGGCUGGGAUGACUUGCUUGUAAAACAAAAGGACGAUGCAUCUAUGAAUGGAUACUGAGGUGUCAAGUUAACAUCCACAUUAAUGUGAAAGAUGGUGUUUUUCGUUUUUGGAUAUGUCUGCAGGAUGUGUGAGGUGGAUGCUGAGCCAAGCAGUGAGAAGCGUGUGUGGCGUCAACCUUGUUUACAGGGCAUCAGCAUCAAGGUUUCGAAUAUGCAUGGAAAGACAGAACAUUGCCGCUGCGUCCUGGAGAUGGUCUAAUUUCUCAACAGAAGUAUCUGACACAGAACACACACCUGAGCCGAAGAAAAAAAAGGCAGCUCUCCGAACUAAUGUCCCAAUUGGCAGUGUGGGCCGUAAGAUCCCCCACCGUCAAAUCCAGGUGAUAAGUGAGGAUGGGGAGGACCUGGGCACACUGCACCGUGCAGACGUAGUGAGAAUCAUGGAUGAAAAGGGUCUGAAACUGGUGCUGCUUCAUGAAAAGAAAGACCCUCCAGUUUACCAGCUGAUGAGCGGCAAACAGAUCCACGAGGAGCAGCUGAAACAGCGAGAGAAAAAGAAAGCAAAAGCAGCUCAGGUGCAGGUGAAGGAACUCACCUUUUCAGCGGGCAUUGCGUCUCAUGACCUCGCCACCAAGCUGAAACAGGCGGAGAGCUGGCUGGAGAAGAAACAUCACGUCAGGAUUACUCUGCGGUCUGCGCAUGGGGACGCCAACGCCAGCCCGGUCACCGCUCUGGAGCAAAUGGUGGAACAAAUGGAAGUGAUGUUGGGAUUCAUCUCCAAACCGCAAGCCAUACGUGACGGCCGGGCAGCCAUGUGCAUCCUCCGCCCGCCUUCAGCCAAAGAACUGCAGCAAAUGAAGCAGGCCGGAAAGCCUCCGUCCGCUGACGCCACUGCAUCUCAGAGCAAGACGUCCUCUGUUAGCAGCACAGACACAACAGAACAGUCGCCUCAGCCGUGAUGGGGAGGGAAUUGCAACUUUUCUUUUUAACAGAGCGGUGCUUAAAUGUCCCGGUCUGCUGCUGGAGUGAGACUGUGAGCGAUGUGUAACGAGAGGUGAUGAACAAACUGCUGGAACAACCCUUCACACACAGGAUCAGAGACCAGAGGGGGCGUGGCGACUGUGCUCCAAAGACUGCAAAACAGCAAAUGUUUUUGGUGGUUUCCCUCUUACAUGCAAAUAAUAAAGGUUGAUAAAGUU